GAAGUGCUACUCUGUCUCGAAGAUGUACCUUCACUGAAAUUGAGGUUACCGCAAUUACCGCGUAUAUGGCUUCCAUCUUAGAAGAAGUGGUAUUGUAAUGCAUAAUUCGACAUACGAGUUAGAUUUCCACAGCAGCUCCGCCCCACCACUGUAGUAAUCAUUACGCUAGAGGGAGAGAGAGAGAGAGAGAGAGAGAGAGAGAGAAACAGAGUGGAAGUAUAAUUUAAGCGAGUUAAAGAGAUAAUGGAUGAGGGUAGAAGGAGAAGUGGAGUGGUGGCAGGGUCAGUGUGGGAGAGCAGGAUGAAGAUUGAUGAAGUGAAAGGUGGGAUUAAGGUCUUCAACGGAGAAGAAGGAGAAGAAGAAAGCUCUCAACAGAGUGGAGGGGCUUCUGCAAAUGGCGGUGGCGGUAGCGGUGGUGGUGGGAGUGCUGCUGCAAAGGUGAAGAGAGGCCAAACUGGUGCUGUGGCGGCCAGUGGGAAGAGGAAGACAUGGAAAUCCGAGAGCUUUGAGGGUUUUGACAAGAGCCCAUUUCAGAUAUCCAAACGGAAACCUGAGCCGCAGAAGAAUUCUGAGGAACAGUUGAAGGAGCUGAGUGUUUCUGCUGACGGAAUCAAGAAGAGCCCAGUUCAGUCCAGGAAGUUGAGAUCUGAUGAGAAAUUCGAGCGGAGCCCAAUUCAGACGAGGAAGCCAAGAUCUGCACCGGGAAUUGAGAAGAAUUCUGUGCAGCUGAGGAAGGUUAAAUCGGACUCGGUCAAGGGUGUUGAAGGAAGCGGCAAUGGAGCUAAUCAGACGAGUUCAGUUCAGCUGAGGAAGGCCAAGUCGGAUUUGAGUCUAACUGUGGAUGAAUCAGUGGAGGAAAUUGGUGAAGGGUCUGUUGGAGGAAGUGAGAAAAUCCCAGUUGAUGGAUCUGAUGAAACUUGCAAGGAGUUUGGUGUUUGUCAAGAUAAGGUCAUAACAGAUCGGAGUAUUGUGGUGAAUUGUGCUCCAAAAGUGGAUGUGAACAAUGGCGAGGAGGAUGAUGGUCUUGAUGUUGUUGAUGGUGAGGAUGAAGGAGAUGAAGAGGAGGUGGAUGAUGAGGAGACUGAGAUUGAGAUUGAUGUUAAGAAAAUCGAUGUCCCAGAGCCCAAGAAAAUUGUCAAUGAAGAGAAGAAAAUUGUCAAUGAAGAGAAGAAGAUUGUCAGUGAUGAGAAGAAGAUUGUCAAUGAUGAGAAGAAGAUUGUCAAUGAAGAGAAAAAGCUUCAUCAUCAUCAAGUUCAUAGGAAACCAAUGGCCACUGUGAAACAGCCCCCUCCAAUUGAAAAACGCCGAGCUGUGUACCAGAAUUUAUCAAAACCUACUCCAAGACACCAGAAUCUCUCAAAACCCACUUCAAGUUCUUAUGAGUUCCAAACUUUUCCAGAAACCCACAGCAAAUUGCAAAGUUUUGUGGACUUAGUGAUGUGGAAAGAAGUCCCAAGAUCUGCACUUGUCUUGCUAAUUGGAUCAUUUGUAAUACUCUCUUCUUCCUAUACAAAGGAUAUAAAUUUGAGCUUUGUUUCUGUGAUUUCCUACCUGGGUCUUGUUUAUCUUGCUGCCAUUUUCAUCUAUAGGACCCUCAUUUGCAGGGGAGUUGUAAUUGUAGAUGAUUCAAGCUAUGUGCUAGGGGAACAAGAAGCUAUUUGGUUACUGAGAUUGUUUCUUCCUUACGUUAAUGAGUUGCUGCUAAAACUCAGAGCCCUUUUUUCUGGAGAUCCUUCUACUACAAUGAAGCUGGCAGUACUUCUCUUUGUUUUGGCUAGAUGUGGCAGCUGCAUAACAAUUUGGACCGUUGUUAAAUUAGGUUUUGUGGGAGUUUUCACUUUACCAAAAAUCUGUUCCUUGUACUCUGCACAGUUAACUGCAAUAGCUAAAUUUUGGCUUCGACGCUUCCAAGACAUAUGGGACUCGUGCUCUCACAAGAAGGCCGUGGCUGCAUCCACUGUUUUUCUCAUUUUGAACCUAUCCUCAACGGUUGCACGCAUUUGGGAAGUGUUCAUGCUGUAUGUGGCUUUCCGAUGCUAUCAGCAGUCUUCCAUGAGAGACGAUUGGGUGGAAGAUGAAGCAGGAGGUGAUCAAGAAACAUCAUGACAAGGGCCAGCAUCAAUUUGGAUAGAGAAGUACAUACAUGAGAGAGUCACAUUCAUGGGCAAAUAAUUGACUGUUUCACAAGAAAAAGAAAAGGAUAAAAAGCAAAACAUAUUGUUGCUAUAACACACAAAAAAAAAAAAAAAAAAAAUCUUUGUUGCUAUACACAUGGUUUAGUGCUGAAGAAAUUUCAUCCAAUUCACUGUGUAAAAAGUAGUUGAUGCAUGCAUGAAGUGGCUUUUAGAGGCAUAUUUUGCAAGUUGUUGGGAGAUAAAUACUUAUGGGGUGUUUGGAUCGCGUAAUCUUUUGGGAUUUUUGUUUGAUUGCACUUAAGUGGACGGAAUCCAGAUACCUAAGGGAAUGUGGAUUCCCUUAUAGAAAUGCGAGAAUCCACAUUUCCUUGACCUCAGAUUUUUUUUUUCCACAAAAAUACUGGCAUUUUGUUGCCCAUAAGUUGUUUUUUUUAUUAUUAUUAAGGCUAUGUGACAAUUGUUUUUAGA
Molecule: messenger RNA, 2603 nt
Organism: Corylus avellana
Lineage: Eukaryota; Viridiplantae; Streptophyta; Magnoliopsida; Fagales; Betulaceae
Product: Reticulon family protein
Source: RefSeq, a predicted model, not a curated record